CUCGUAAAGUCUCCCUUCUCCAUCUACAGAUGCUACUGUGCUUGAUUCCAUCACCUUGGAUCUGUCCUCACUCAUCUUGUUGAUGUGGCCUUGAAAACAAGAUCCCCGUUUGAUUCAAUUACUGUAUUCAAAUUUCAAAGGGAGUCCCCUGUAUUCAGAUCACCCUACAAAACUUGCCUUGGCCGACCCUAAAACAACCUUGCUUCGUCAUCGGAACACUCCAACAACUUCGACGGCGUCUCCAAUUGCUCCCCUCUUGGCAAAAUUCAGAGAGAAUCGGCAUAAAACACUCCCUGUGUUGCAAUUGUCAUAGCGUAUAUUUCACCUCACUUGGAAGUUGUGCUUUCGCAGUCACAAACAACACCAAACAUCCUAUUGCUCUUUGGUUAUAUCCGUCUUCCUCCCGGCUCUUAUUCGUUCUGGAAUAAGAUGGACCCAGAACCACACAGCCAGACACAGGCAUUCCCGCCUUCUACCCGAGGAGACACUACGAAACACGAUGGCAAGCCAAAUGAUUCCGAACGAUCAGAGGCCAGAGAUCAAGCGAAUGCCAAAGUAAGCAUAUCAGUUCCAUCUGGAACUGGUAUUGCCGGCCAGAGAAUUCCUGACGGCAGCACUGAGCUCUCAUCGCAAGCAGUAAAACCCUUCGACAUCUUCAAAGACGUGUAUGGAGUUAGUCGUACACCAGGCUCCCCAAGUUCAGAUACUGAGAGCCAGCAUCGACCCAUCACGUCUCCUCUUACUCAUCCCAAUGGUGUCUCUAUGUUUCCAGGCCUAUCGGUUACGGAGCAGGAAGCCAUGUCUCGACAAGCUUUUGCUCAAGCCGAAGACAACAUUGUUGCCGAUAGUGACGAAUACAGUUCCAUAGGCGAUGCUGGAUCCGAUGCCGGAUACGGGAGCGACAAUAUGAGCACUGCAAGUACAUCCAUCGGGUCGUCUGUUCGGGACUAUAUGUUUGAGAAUGGUCGUCGCUACCAUAGCUUCCGGGCUGGUGCCUACAACUUCCCCAACGACGACAUAGAACAAGAGAGGGAGGACAUGAAACAUGCAAUGGUGAGGCUUCUCUCGGGCCAGAAGUUACAUUUUGCGCCAAUAGACGAAAAUUCGCAAAACAUACUUGAUAUUGGAACUGGCACAGGAAUCUGGGCAAUCGAAAUGGGAGAACAAUACCCCAGUGCUCAUGUUCUAGGCAUCGAUUUAUCACCCAUCCAACCGACAUGGUUGCCGCCCAAUGUUCACUUCAUGGUUGAUGAUGUUGAGUCUCCUUGGCUUCAUCCUCAGAAUCAUUUUGACUAUGUACACUCUCGGCACACGGUUCAGGGGAUCAAAGACUGGCCUCAACUUUUUAGUAAUGCUCUCCAGCAUAUCAAGCCUGGAGGCUGGAUGGAACUCCAAGAAAUUCAUCAUUACCCCCACCAUGCAAGAACAGGAGACGCUGUCCCGCCACGCGAGCACCCAGUCGCACAGUAUUGGACAUAUAUUAAUGAGGGGUUAGCACAGCUUGGAGUCGACUUUCCCGCAGCAGCAGGAGGUAAACUGGCUACGAAAAUGCAGGCAGCUGGCUUCGUGAACGUCACGGAACGGGUAUUCCAUGUGCCUCUUGGGACUUGGCCCAAAAAUCAAGUGCUUAAGACUGUCGGACUGUACUGGCGCACUAUACUGACGGAUGGCUUACAAGCAAUCGCAUUGGGUCCCAUGUCAAGGGGCAUGGGCUGGAGCCGCGAGCAGAUUGAGGUGUUUCUUGUCGAUGUGCGAAGGGCGUAUAGCGACCAUACGGCCCUUUUGUAUAUGCCUAUGCACAUUGUCUAUGGGCAAAAGCCAUACUAAAUCGUCGAACGGAAUCAGAGCACACAAACGAAUCAAAGUCGCUUCGCGUUCAAAGAAUUUACAAGGACGUAUUAAGCCGACAGCCCUAUUCUGAUGCUGCCACGGGUCGCACGGUAUCGUGUGGCCGCUAGAGAUGCGAGAUGGAAUGGAGGCGGACGCUAUGCUAUCUACCCGAUAGAACCGGUCAUGGUCUCGGCUGUCUAUGGCCAAGUCUCACUGGGAAAAGAGAGCUAGCGCUGGGUAUUUGGCCUCGACAUCUGAUUAAUCAACCUUUGCCAUCAUACAGGGCCAUCAACUUGCACAACAACUGAGGCCGAAAAGACUGAUCACCCACAGCAAAUGCAGCCCGUUGGACAGAUACUCCGGACACAGAAGUUCAGUGAACAACUAGAGAAUGCACGUGACUUCUUUAUUUUCGUCCGGGGUCCUACAUGAACCAUGUUGACCGUCGGUUUCCUCAGCUGCUGUUGGCGCACGGAAUACUUUUACACAAGACAGGCGAAUUUCCCCACGGUGCAUAGGAGCAGGCGUUUUCGUCCCAGACGUGCGAUUAUUAGCGAACAAAACUGCACGACCAAAAAGCUUCGCGAAAGACGCUUGGUGUUUUCGACGGAGGAUGACGGCUCGUAGUAGAUUUACUUAUGCAGCCAAGCUUCGUGCCACCAGCACCAAUACUUCUUAGCUUCCGGGCUAGCUUGUGGAGAACUAGGAACAUAUUUUUAAUCUAACCAAACCUGUGUUAUCGUAACUACGCACCCCAGCAGC
Messenger RNA from Fusarium odoratissimum NRRL 54006, 2592 nucleotides. RefSeq lists its product as uncharacterized. The record is from RefSeq and is a predicted model, not a curated record. Gene Ontology annotation, molecular function: methyltransferase activity. Bases 430 to 1827 code for a protein of 465 amino acids. The transcript has 3 exons. NCBI's taxonomy places the organism in Eukaryota, Fungi, Ascomycota, Sordariomycetes, Hypocreales, Nectriaceae.